Drosophila elegans is the source of this 330-nucleotide messenger RNA. RefSeq lists its product as uncharacterized. The transcript has a single exon. The coding region runs from base 1 to 303 and encodes 100 amino acids. The record is from RefSeq and is a predicted model, not a curated record. Lineage: Eukaryota; Metazoa; Arthropoda; Insecta; Diptera; Drosophilidae.
AUGCCCCCACCAGUUGGCCAAGCUGCUCCAGUUCCUCCCAGUGGUAGUGGUAGUGCUAAUGCCCAACUGGAGCCGGCUGCGUAUGCCUGCGUUCCUGUUUUGCCCCUCAAGCCGAUGAGCAAUGGAAUAGAACCCAAUAGUCAUCAGCAUCAUCACCAACAUCAUCAUCAGCUCCAAACGCAGCAGCAGCAGCAGCAGCAUCACCACCAACAUCCACACCAGAACCACAACAACCCAAGCCUAAACACAAACCCAAACCCAAACCAGAACCAGAACAAACGCAAAUUUUCAACCUUCUUUUGAGAGAAGAACGAGCAUGCUUUUAUUUUA